This is a messenger RNA of Pseudomyrmex gracilis, 1937 nucleotides long. It is a transcript of the gene Tom20, whose product is annotated as mitochondrial import receptor subunit TOM20 homolog B-like. The transcript has 4 exons. Gene Ontology annotation, molecular function: transmembrane protein transporter activity. Bases 95 to 526 code for a protein of 143 amino acids. Gene Ontology annotation, biological process: tRNA import into mitochondrion; protein targeting; protein import into mitochondrial matrix. NCBI's taxonomy places the organism in Eukaryota, Metazoa, Arthropoda, Insecta, Hymenoptera, Formicidae. Gene Ontology annotation, cellular component: mitochondrial outer membrane; mitochondrial outer membrane translocase complex. The record is from RefSeq and is a predicted model, not a curated record.
CAACUAAGCAACCUUUUCUAUGAUGGCCGAGUGUGCGGCAAGGAACUUGUGAGUGUUUGAUAACGAUAAUAGGAAAUUAUAUUCUGUAGUGACCAUGAUGUCAAAAGCUGCGGUAGGCAUUGCCGUCGGCAUUGCCGGGAUUUUCGUUGGCUACUGUUUUUAUUUCGAUCAGAAACGCCGCAGUGAUCCCGACUUCAAAAAGAAGCUCCGUGAACGCAGAAAAACCAAAAAACAGGCACAAAAGGCUUCAUCAAGAAUAUUAGAUCUGAGGGAUCGUGAAUUAGUGCAAAAAUUCUUUUUACAAGAGGUACAACUUGGAGAAGAGAUGCUUGCUUGUGGUGAAGUAGAAACAGGAAUUGAACAUUUAGCUAAUGCAGUAGCAGUGUGUGGACAACCUGAACACUUGUUGUCAGUUCUUCAAAAAACUUUGCCACCACCAAUUUUCCAGAUUCUGGCACAGCGAUUACCAAUCGUCAACCAGAAAUUGAUAACACAAACUCAAAUGGCAGAGGAAGAUGUUGAGUAGAUUAAUAAACAAAUUAUUAUUAGUUCUUAAAUAAAACCUGAAGUUAGUGACUGUCUAUAUUUAUCAUCUUUGCACAAAAAAUACAGGUGCAAACAAUUAAUAUCUUGAAACAGAAGUAAUCUUAUGAUUAUACAUAAUAUAUAAUUUGCCAUCCUUUGAUAAACUUCCAUUUUCCUUGAAACAGAUUUACUUAUUUCUGAGCUGUAUAAGAAAUUUUUAUGAAUAUUACUCAAUGUUUUUCUGUUUAUCAGAAAUAAUUUUCAUAUUUCUAUGUUUAAAUAAAUUUUACUUAAACAGUAAUUUUGAUCAUUUUGAAUAGAUGAAACUUGCCGGAUGAUGAUCUAGUUUUAAAUCCCAUUAAUUGCGAUACUAAUUGAAUUAUUUGUUAUUCAUUUGUAACAAAUCUGAGAAAAAUGUCUAGUUAAUAUAAGAAAAUCUAAAUGUUUUUUCAUAGUAAACAUGUUCACUAUCACAUUUUGCAGUUUUUAAAUGUUCAACUUUAAUAGAUUUUAAAUCCUGAAAAUACAUAUACAUGCACAGGGAGACUUUCGAUUGAUGAUCAGUAUUAAUUUAUAUUUUGGAAAAAAAUACAAUUCUACAAUAAUAUUUUUUACACAUGUUUAUAUUUCCACUGUUAUUUUCCAGUACAGAGUUUUUCAUAAUUUAUAAAUAUUUAUACUUUUUUUUUGUUAGAAGAGUUAUACAAAUUAGCUUAACAAAAUAUGAUACUUCUCUUUCAAAGUAGCUUGUAUAUUUACUUGUUCAGUCUAAUUCUAAGGAACAUGUUUAGGAAUUAGCACUGAAAUAAAAAAAAUCUUUGUUGUAUGCUCUUAUUUGCUGUAUUUAAUAGAAUAUGUCGUCACUGUUAAAUUUGCAGAAGUGAUGAACAAUGUAUGUGUUGCCUUACUUUGUGUGUAGCAAAUAUGAAAAGAUAACUGUACAAACUGUACAAUUCUUACAAAUCUGAUAGCAAUCUUUUAAGCUAUGAUGUCGGAUAUACACGCAUUUAAUAUACAAAUAUGAAAUUAUCUUCAAAAAUAUAUAUCUUAUAUUCCGAAAGCACUUACAAAGAGAUUAUUGUAAAUCUCGCUAUAUAAAUAUGCGCAAAGAUAUAUGCAAAGUUUGUAGAUAAUCUAAAGUUUAUAUGUGUAUAUACACUAUAUACACUUAUAUAUAUAUAUGGAUCACUUUAAACAUAUAAGUGUAUAUUGUUCUUUCCGGUGGUUACUAUAACGAACAAAUACUUUGCAAAUACCUGUCCCUGUACGUGUGAGAAGUUAUAUUCUUGUAUAAAGGUAUUGUUCUAAAAAAAAUGGAAACUUAUCGAUUUCUAUAUUAUAACAAAUUUAAAGCUGUAUUAAACAAAAACAUUAACGGAAGGAAUAAAAGCUAUAUAAGACGUGUUUAUUAA